UCCUCGCAUAGCUCAGCAAGACCUCAGCCAUGAGACCUCUCCUCCUGGCCCUGCUUGGCAUCUGCUUUCUCACUGAAUUCAUCGUGGAAGGUGUGGGGAGUGAAGUCCUAGAAAAGAGCAUCUGUGUAAGUUUAACGACCAAGAGACUACCAAUUAAAAACAUCAAGACCUACACCAUCAAGGAGGGCUCCAUGAAAGCUGUAAUAUUUAUUACCAGACGUGGCUUUAAAGUCUGUGCUGAUCCACAAGUUGACUGGGUGAAAAAGGCAGUAGAAAUUGUGGACACGUCUGCCAGAAGAAACAUGAAACAGACCAAGCCUACAGGAGCCCAACAUUCCACCAAUACAGCUGUGACCCUGACUGCAUAGUGGUCUUCUGGCCCCUCGUUUCCUCACUAGCCAGCCAGCUCAUUUCCCUUUAUAAACUCCUGGACUAAUUAGAUUAUAUUCACUUUUUAUAAAAGUGCUGCAUGAGCCAACUUAUUUUCUUGUAUUUUUAUUUUUUAUG
Molecule: messenger RNA, 507 nt
Organism: Leptonychotes weddellii (Weddell seal)
Lineage: Eukaryota; Metazoa; Chordata; Mammalia; Carnivora; Phocidae
Product: lymphotactin
Biological process (GO): inflammatory response; chemokine-mediated signaling pathway; cell chemotaxis
Cellular component (GO): extracellular region
Molecular function (GO): CCR chemokine receptor binding; chemokine activity
Source: RefSeq, a predicted model, not a curated record